UAAAAGUAUCCUUGAGGAGUACUGUGAGAUCAGCAGCCUGCUGACGGAGGACAUUGUUAAAGUCCACCAGGAGAUCUCGGCCGCUGUGGAGCAGAUCGACCCGCUGACGGAGUACCAGCACUUCAUCGACACCUACAGGUCUCCGGAGACGCCCGAGGCAAACGUGGAGUUUGACGCAUCUCUAUUGGAGGAGACGGACAACCUGCCUGCCAAUGAGAUCCUCUGGAACACGCUGACAGCCGACAGCCUACAGGCCAUGUUGUCGUCGGCGACGGAGGAGCUGGAGCUGACUCAGCAGAAUCUGCGGACGAAGGAGGCGCUGGCGGACGACCUCGAUGCCAGAAUCCAGACGAGUCAGCAGAACGCCGAGAGGAAGAGCGACUGUGUCCUGCUGCUCAGUCAGAAGCUCUCUCUGCUCGAACUUCAUCACGCCGUCCAAUCGCUACACGGCUCCGAGGCCCGCCUCGUUUCCCAGAAGGCUCUGCUGGACGCCAAGAUGGCAUCCGCUGCCGCCUCGCCACCUCCACCGCCGCCUCCUCCUGCGCUGCCGUAUGAGGACGACACCCGCUCCGUCGGAUCCACAGAUAAAACCAAGGACAGGAGCUCUCGCUUCGACACCCUCCGCAACUCUCUGGUCGGGAUGAUCCGCACCCCCAAAGCCAUGUUGGGCUCCUCCACAUCG
Micropterus dolomieu (smallmouth bass) is the source of this 682-nucleotide messenger RNA. Its product is annotated as tyrosine-protein kinase Fer-like. The transcript has 5 exons. The record is from RefSeq and is a predicted model, not a curated record. NCBI's taxonomy places the organism in Eukaryota, Metazoa, Chordata, Actinopteri, Centrarchiformes, Centrarchidae. The annotation marks the transcript as partial.